UAUCUAACAUUAUUUUAGUGUAAUGUCAGGAAAUGAGACGACACUUCAGGAUAACUCUACCUCUGGAUCGCUCUUAAAGGUGUACCUGCGGCUGAGGGACACUAAAGAGCACAACGACGUGUACUAUGUGGACACUGAAGAUCCUGUCUCCCUGGUAGCAACGGCUCCGGAGAACUCUGAAACUCACAAGAACUCUCACCGGAACCAUACUCUCUCCGUUCAGAAGUUUAAGUUCUCCAAGAUAUUUGUACCCAGUACAACCCAACCUGAACUGUUUGAGAGCACUGCUCUCCCUCUGCUAGACGAGUGCCUGAAUCUAGAGAACAACGCUCUACUCUUUACCUACGGUGUGACCGCUAGUGGCAAAACACACACAGUUCAAGGUCCUCGACAUGAUGCCGGCCUGCUACCCAGAUCUCUGGAUCUGAUAUUCAACUCUCUCGGUUCGCACAUCAAGCCAAGGUCGAUGUUCUGUCCACAUUUGCACAGUGAAGUUUGUAAGAUGACUGAGAAACUGCAACAUCAGAACGAGCAGAGGAAACAACGGAUACUCUACCCUCCCAACACAUCCCAGGAUUUGGAAAUAACUGGGAUGACUGAUCCUAACUCAACUCGGUGUACUAUUGGGAGUAUGACAAGCGAAUGUACUGCCUACGAAAAUACAAGUUAUCAGAUAACAGAUAACGUGUUGGUCCAGCUGUCCAACCCAGAGAACAUUCAGUACAGUGUGUGGGUUAGCUACUUGGAACUUUAUAACGAGAAUGUAUACGAUCUUCUUCAGCCUCCUCCCGAACAAGGUGAAAUGAAGCCUCGUGACCGACAAGCGCUAAGACUGGGGGAGGACCACAAGAUGUCGGUGUAUGUAAAGGGAGCCACACAGCUGGAGGUCUGCUCGUUUGCUGAGGCUAACAGAGCCUUGAUGUACGGCCAGAGGAAUAGAAAGAAAGCUGCUACGAGCAUGAACCAAAGCUCCAGCAGGUCACAUGCCAUCUUUAAAAUAACAGUCAUCGCUACAAACACCAUCUCCCAACAAAGCAAAUGCAGCCAGAUAACAUUUGUGGAUUUGGCGGGAAGUGAACGGUACGGUAAGACGAACACAGCAGGGGUGCGGCUAAAAGAGGCCGGUAACAUCAACACCUCCCUUCUUACUCUAGGCAAAUGCAUCUCCUCCCUCAAACACAACUCAAAACUCCGACCCCGACAAGCGACCCAGGCCCAGAUUGUUCCAUUCAGAGAGAGCAAACUCACGAGGCUGUUCAAGAACUUUCUGUCGGGGGAGGGUUUAAUAACUAUGAUUGUUUGUGUGAACCCGCACAAAGACUUCUUCGACGAAAGUAUCCAUGCUCUUAAGUUUUCUGCUCUGGCCACGGAGGCUCUGCUACUGCCCCGACCUCCGAGUAGGAUAGAACAGGCUACAACUUCUGACGAGAACAAGAUGUCUGAACUAGACUUGCAGCAGAUGAAGUACGAGAUAAGAACAGAAGUGCUGGGAGAAGUGCAACAGAGAAUAAAGAGGAUGAGAAAGAAUCACGAGGAGGAUUUGGCAGCUCAAAAGGAGCGAGAAGAUAGAUACCACGAGGGAGUGGAGGCUGGUCUUCAACAAUACUACAAAGGUGUUAUUGAUGAACUCAAGAAAAAAGUUAGAGAUGCCCGUGCACAGAACGGUUACACCGGGAGUAAAGAAAGUCAGGAGAAGAUAACGAAAAAAGAGGAAACUAUAACAGUUCUAAAGAAGCAAUGUCAGGAGUUAGACGAAGAAUUGCAACAGACCAGAUCAGAGCACAAACUCUUCAAAGCAGAGAUAGACCAGCAGCUGUUCCAGACAAAACUUGAACUUAAGACAACUCAGCAGUUGUACCAUGACGGGAAUCAGGAAAAGGAGAGGUUUGCGAACUCGAUAUCAGAGAAAGAGAACGAGAUAAAGAGGAUGUUCCAAGACUUGGAGGAGGCGACAAAGCUGUCCACAUUCUGGGAAAAGGAAUGUAACGACCUGAAGGCUGCUAACGCACAGCAGAUUGAAAGGCUACAAUGCCAACUGAAAGAAGGUGCAACAAAUCAGCACAGAUUGGAAACGGAGAUCACCGAAAAGACAGAUGUUAUCCAGAAGAUCACUAAAGAAUCUCUCCAAAAAGAUGGCGGGAAACAAGAGCUGGAGGAGCUGAGGAAACAAGUUGAAGUGGAGAGACAGAUUAUUACCCAGACAAACUCAGAGAAAUCUCAGCUACAGUCUGAUCUCAGAACUACUCAGACUAAGUUAGAGGAAAUGAGAGGAGUGACCCAGCAAGAUAAGAAGGAUAUCACGCUACUGAAGGAUAACUGUACCGAGUACACCGCUCUUAUCUCUAAUCUCAAGUCUCAACUGGAGACUCUUCAACAGCCUUCGCAGAUUUUAUCGUCUCAAGAGAGCAAGGAGAACAAGGAGAAUCAGGAGCCAGACUCCCUGAGGAGCCGUCUUACAGCCGCGCAGGAGCAGGUUCAGGAGAAGAACAAGCUAAUUUCUGAACUAGAGGAGGAACUUGGAGACAUCGUCAGGAACAAGUCACUCCAGUUUGAUACCCUGAUCUGCAACAAAGAAAAGGAAUGCGAGGAACUGCAAGCUAUACUGACCAGAAAAGACGAUAUAAUCUCAAAUACGAACAACAAAUUACAAGACCUAGAAAGUUUGGUGAAUAGCCAAAAACAGAAAAUUCUGGAACUUCAGGAUUUGGCGUCAGUUCAAAAGGAACAUUUGUGGUCCGUCGAGCUGGGAGCUAAAGAUGAUGUGGAGAGGUUGCAGUUAGAGAUCGAACUACUCCAAGGUACCAAGUGGCAAGUUUACCCAUCAAUAGAUUAUUAG
Messenger RNA from Bolinopsis microptera, 2836 nucleotides. RefSeq names its product kinesin-like protein KIF20A. Gene Ontology annotation, cellular component: microtubule; kinesin complex; nucleus. The transcript is spliced from 19 exons. Lineage: Eukaryota; Metazoa; Ctenophora; Tentaculata; Lobata; Bolinopsidae. The coding region runs from base 23 to 2836 and encodes 937 amino acids. Gene Ontology annotation, biological process: microtubule-based movement. Gene Ontology annotation, molecular function: ATP hydrolysis activity; microtubule motor activity; microtubule binding. The record is from RefSeq and is a predicted model, not a curated record.